GACCUGCCUAACCCCUCUCCCGGUGCAGAGACAGCCCGAGACACAUGGGCGUCUGCCAGUCUGUGAAUACACACUGCAUGCACAGGACAUGCCCCCCCAGGGGCAACUACAUCCCUGUAUAACAAAGGAGUCUGAUCACCCCAUGGGAUUCUGCAGCUGAGCUCAGGGGCAUGUAGAGCACCCACCCAGCUAGACACCUGCCCUCCCUGUGCUGUGCCUGGAAGCCCAGCCAUGAAGGACGGGGGUGAAUCCAAGGACCAGCAGCUCACGGUUGCCCUCCGCAUCCGGCCCAUUAAUGAGACCGAGCUGGUGGAAAGAGCCACGAUCAUCGCCCACAGGGUGGACGAGCAGAUGGUGGUUCUGAUGGACCCGAUGGAAGAUCCGGAUGACAUCUUAAGAGCCAACCGGUCCAGGGAGAAGUCCUACGUGUUUGACGUGGCCUUUGAUUACACAGCGACUCAGGAUACUGUGUACCGUCUCACCACAAAAGGCCUCAUAGAAGGAGUUAUCUCUGGAUACAACGCCACCGUAUUUGCCUAUGGUCCCACAGGCUGUGGGAAGACCUACACCAUGUUGGGAACCGACCGGGAACCUGGAAUAUACAUUCGGACACUUAAUGACCUCUUUAAAGCCAUUGAAGAGACGAGCGAUGACAUGGAGUACGAAGUUUCUAUGUCUUAUAUGGAGAUCUAUAAUGAAAUGAUCCGGGAUCUACUGAACCCCUCGCUGGGUUAUCUGGAUUUACGGGAGGACUCAAAGGGAAUAAUCCAAGUAGCCGGAAUCACGGAGGUGUCCACCAUCAAUGCCAAAGAGAUCAUGCAGCUGCUCAUGAAAGGGAAUAAGCAAAGGACACAGGAACCCACAGCGGCCAAUAAAACCUCUUCCCGGUCUCACGCCAUACUGCAAGUCACGGUCAGACAGAAGAGCCGCGUGAAGAACAUCACCCAGGAGGUCCGGGUGGGACGCCUCUUCAUGAUUGACUUGGCGGGAUCAGAGAGGGCAUCUCAGACCCAGAACCGCGGACAGCGUAUGAAGGAAGGAGCCCAUAUUAACAGGUCUCUGCUGGCGUUGGGGAAUUGCAUUAACGCCCUGAGUGAUAGGGGUGGCAACAAGUAUGUCAACUACCGUGACAGCAAGCUGACCAGACUGUUAAAGGACUCGUUGGGUGGAAACAGUCGUACCGUGAUGAUUGCUCACAUUAGUCCAGCCAGCAGUGCCUUCGAGGAGUCCCGGAACACGCUUACCUAUGCUGACCGUGCCAAAAAUAUCAAGACUCGGGUCAAGAGGAACCUUCUCAAUGUCUCAUACCACAUUGCUCAAUACACCAGCAUCAUCUCUGAUCUGCGGAAUGAGAUCCAGAGGCUGAAGGAGAAAAUCGACGAGCAGGGCCUUAAACAGAUGAGGAGCGAGAAGGGUGACAUUCGGAACAUCCAAGCGGAGGUCCAGCUUCACUCCUCACCUUACGACCGGCAUGAGAUGGAACAGCUAAGAGAGCAGCUGAUCAGGGCCUUCCGGGAGCAAAUGGACAUCCGCCGGCAGCUUAUGGAGCUGGAGAAUAAUCACAUGGAGAUCCAGAUGGAAACUUCACGCCACUUCCUCGUCAUCGCAGACUGGGAGCAAGAGAAAACACGGCGGAUCCACAAAUGGAGAGGAGAGCUCAGGAGAGAAAGCUACGGCAAGGAUGACAGCGAAAAAGACUCUGACACAGGAGACGACCAGUCUGACAUCAUGGAACCACCAGAGGUCACCAUGGCCAGGGAGAACAUCCAUGCGCUGGUGGGGGACCAGAACAAGCUACGCAGGCGAAAGCUUGAAUUAGAGAAGACGUUUAAGGAUAUUCGACAUCGAGCUCGGAAGCUAGAGGAAGUUCUUCCAAAGCGUAUCAGCUCAGAAGAGCAGAGGGAAGUACUGAGCCUACUAUGCAAAGUCCACGAACUGGAGAUCGAAAACACCGAGAUUCAGUCGCACGCCUUGCUCAAGGAUAACAUGAUCCGGCAGAAGACGUACUUGGUGCAGCGGUUCGAGCAGUAUCGCUGCCUCUGUGAUGAAAUCAUCAGGCAACAGCGGAGGCUAAUCAGCGAUAGUAACAUGGCUGUUCCUCACCCUCUGGAGAACCUUUAUCAGCUCUACCUUCGGGAGUUAGAAGAAGGCAGCUUGGAACGUAUCAGCCUCAUCGAUAAAGUGGGAGUCUUGGCUCUAAAGGACACCAACAGUUCCCUUCCGAAACUUCCACAACUCAUGGCAGAAGAAAAUUCACAGGAGCCGGACUCGGACCAGGAGAGCGUGAGAACGUUUGGAUCGGAUAACAGGAAUCCGAGUAUCAGGGAUUCAUACAGGAACAUUCUUCCUAGACUCCUGUCCGAAACAGAUAGCGAUACAAAUAAAGUAUUUAAAACCAGCCCGCGUGCGCGUCACUUUAAGAACUCUAGUGUGGUGACCCCACCCCCAAUACACGUGAAUGGAAUCGUACGGCAGGAGCGUGCUGCUCGUGACAAUUUGGUGAGCAUGAGCAGCCAUAUGAAUUCUUCUCCCGACAGCGGUGACAAGGUCACUUUAACAGGUAAAGAGAAGAGAGAAAUCAUGAGAGGCAUCAAGAGUAUUGCCGUGAAAGCGGCCCGGCGCCGGUCCAAGGUUAUCGAAGGUGACCGCCUCCAAUUGCUGCAUCCCAUGAAAGAGAAGAGCAACCUCUCCGUCCACUCACUGAGUGAGAGCGAGGACAAUCCGUUCCUGGACCGGCGGCUGCCAAGCUCUCCACUCCACCAUGCAGCUAGCGAGGACAACCUGUCCAGCAGCACGGGGGAGAUGGCCAUUGCCCCCAGACCUGGCAAACACCAAAGAGAUUCCCCCAACCUCUGGCAGGGAGUACAGAAAAAGGGGACACAAAAACCAGAGACAUUAGAGGUGAAACGUAGAAAGAAAAGGUCAAGGUCUUUUGAGGUCACUGGCCAAGGGCUCGUCCGACCAAAGAACCAUCCCCCACACAUCCGAGCUCUGGAGAGCAACUCCGAACACAAGAUCACGGCCAAUGCCCAGACCCUCAACAGCCGCCUGCCCGGGAAAGUCGUGCUCCCGAUUGCUCAAGUUAAACUUCCGCAGAACCAAGCAGGAACUGUAAUUAAAAUGGCGGACCAGCAAGGCACAGGAAAUCACCUUAACCAGACAGGAAAUGUCAAGAAGCAGAUAUCUACCAACCAACGUCCGCGUUUCAACUACGUACAUGCAAACGCCGGAGGCAAUUACGGAAAAGAGAUCAGGGUUCGGAAACACUGACGGAACGUCGCCUGUUUAACUACAAGACUUCGUGAAAAGACCUGGAAAAUAGUAAUUUUUUUACC
Messenger RNA from Spea bombifrons (plains spadefoot toad), 3335 nucleotides. It is a transcript of the gene KIF19, whose product is annotated as kinesin family member 19. NCBI's taxonomy places the organism in Eukaryota, Metazoa, Chordata, Amphibia, Anura, Pelobatidae. The transcript has 20 exons. The record is from RefSeq and is a predicted model, not a curated record. The coding region runs from base 232 to 3270 and encodes 1012 amino acids. Gene Ontology annotation, biological process: microtubule-based movement. Gene Ontology annotation, molecular function: ATP binding; microtubule motor activity; microtubule binding.